This is a messenger RNA of Paecilomyces variotii, 1154 nucleotides long. Its product is annotated as Snf7-domain-containing protein. Gene Ontology annotation, cellular component: ESCRT III complex; cytoplasmic side of plasma membrane; multivesicular body. The transcript has 4 exons. The coding region runs from base 417 to 1088 and encodes 223 amino acids. Gene Ontology annotation, biological process: vesicle budding from membrane; late endosome to vacuole transport via multivesicular body sorting pathway. The record is from RefSeq and is a predicted model, not a curated record. NCBI's taxonomy places the organism in Eukaryota, Fungi, Ascomycota, Eurotiomycetes, Eurotiales, Thermoascaceae.
UAGGAUCUUCCAGGCGGGGAUGUUUAGUUAGACUUGAUGGCACGUGAUGCUCCUUCUCCGAUCGGUUUAGCGCGUAUGUCAUAGGGACAGAGGGGAAAGCAAGCCCAUCUUUCGCUCGGCUUCUGUCUAUCUCCAGAAAAUCCCGUUGAUCUUACGCUGUUUUACUUGCUCCUUUCUUCUCUCGCCGCUGUUUAACUUAUCAACGGUCCUUCGGGAACUGUUACGCACGGUCUCUUGCUGAACUACGGCUGUUUAUCCUGCCGCCUGACCGCUAUCUGAAGUCACCUGUCUGCGGUUCCCCUCCUAGCGGAAGUCCAGAAGGGCCCUAGGCAACCGCUUUGAGGUCGGAGUCUCUAUCUUAAAACCUAUCCCUCGAUUAUUUAUUCCGAUUUCUGUCAUUGUCAAAAACAGUCAGGAUGUGGGGCUGGUUCGGUGGGCAGUCAGCCCAGAAGAGAAAGGAUGCGCCAAAGAACGCCAUCCUGCUGCUGCGAGAGCAGUUGGAUAUGCUGCAGAAGAGGGAGAAGUAUCUGGAGAGUCAGAUGGCAGAUCAGGAAGCGAUUGCUAGGGAAAAUAUCUCGAAGAAUAAGAACGCUGCCAAAACUGCCCUGCGACGGAAGAAGGUCCAUGAGAAGAAUCUCGAACAGACGAGUGCACAGAUCGCCCAGUUAGAGCAACAGAUCUACUCUAUCGAAGCGGCAAAUAUCAACCAGGAGACUCUGAACGCGAUGAAGCAGGCGGGCGCUGCCAUGGCGCAGAUUCAUGGCAACCUCACGAUCGACAAGGUCGACGAGACUAUGGAUGCCCUCCGCGAACAACACCAGCUCAGCCAAGAAAUUGCUUCGGCUAUCACGAACAACCCACUUGGCGAACAGCCCGACGAGGACGAGCUCGAGGCCGAACUGGAGGGUCUGGAGCAGGAGGCAAUGGACGAGCGGAUGCUCAAGACGGGAACUGUCCCGGUUACAGAUCAGCUCGACAGACUACCUGCUGCGGCAAACGGAGAGCUCAAAGGCAAGGCAAAACAAGAAGAGGAGGAGGACGAGGAAGCAGAACUCGAGAAACUUCGUGCAGAAAUGGCCAUGGGUUAAAUCAUCCUCACUACAUAUCACAAACUCACACCAUCCCACAACCAGCCGAAUGCCUUUUCCGAAAUC